Molecule: messenger RNA, 464 nt
Organism: Corticium candelabrum
Lineage: Eukaryota; Metazoa; Porifera; Homoscleromorpha; Homosclerophorida; Plakinidae
Product: large ribosomal subunit protein mL43-like
Exons: 3
Coding region: 15-464 (149 amino acids)
Biological process (GO): mitochondrial translation
Cellular component (GO): mitochondrial large ribosomal subunit
Molecular function (GO): structural constituent of ribosome
Source: RefSeq, a predicted model, not a curated record
ACGUGAUCAGUAAGAUGGCAUCCAAUGCGAGUCAUUUUGUCGGCGCAGGAAAAAACGGUCUCGCACGCUACGUGCGUCAACUCAAACGGUUGACGUUACAGUUUUGCAGUCAAGGAGGCAGCAGCCGGGGAUUAAGAGAGUACAUUGACGGGGAGAUAACGCGAUUUGCGAGGAACACACCGCAAGUGGCUGUGUAUGUAAGAGAAAGACGAAGACGACAUCCGCGCUUGAUUGGAGAGUUUUUGAAUGGCAACAGUCGUGUAGUGUCUGUCAAGAAUUUCACUUCAUCCGAGGUGGCAAAACACGUGAAAACCCUUACAAACAUGUCAGGUGCAAAGCCGGCCAAACUGAACAAACGAUGGCACACAGACAACCCAACCAUCCAAGGCAAUUGGACUCCGUUUAUGCAUAAGAAACAUUUGCAGAAGCCAAGCCUACAGUCAAGAAAAACUAACAAUUUUUGA